CAAAACCAGCGCUCCACGUUCGUUCCCGAGACGCCCUCUCGGAGUCGCGCGCCCACUCAGACACCAUGACGCACUUUUAGGAGACUUUUUUCCGCGGAGAACGGAAGCCCGCUGUCGCUCCACCGAACACUCUCCACUUUGUUUCCGCAGCGCCGGUGUGAUGCCCGCCGGGAUGUUCAGCAUCGACAGCAUCCUGUCCGGUCGGCCGAGCUGCAAGGAGCCGCUGCUGCUGCAUCGCGGCGGCCCGGUGGUGCUGUCCGCCGGCCUCACGGACUCUAUCUACACCGACUACAGCGGUCUGUACUCGGCCACGUGCGGGCCUCCCGCCCCCGGAGUUCAGCCGGUGAACGGCACCAGGAUAGGAUAUAACGGCUACUACUACGGACAGCUGCACGUCCAGGGCGCCGGAGGAGGGCCGCCGUGCUGCGGCUCCGUGCCCGGCCUCAGCCCGCAGCAGUGCCCCUGCAUCCCGGCAGGCUACGACUCCCCGAGUUCGGUGCUGAUCUCCCCGGUGCCGCACCAGAUGAUGUCUUACAUGAACAUGGGCAGCCUGUCUCGGACCGAGCUGCAGCUCCUCAACCAGCUGCACUGCCGCAGGAAGCGGAGGCAUCGCACCAUCUUCACCGACGAGCAGCUGGAGGCUUUGGAGGGCCUCUUUCAGGAGACCAAGUACCCGGACGUCGGAACCCGGGAACAGCUGGCCCGCAAGGUCCACCUGCGGGAGGAAAAGGUGGAAGUUUGGUUCAAAAACAGACGCGCGAAGUGGAGGAGGCAGAAGCGCUCUUCGUCCGAGGAAUCGGAGAACUCUCAGAAAUGGAGCAAGUCCAGCAAAACGUCCGCAGAGAAACCGGAGGAGAGUAAAAGCGAGGUGGACUCAGACAGUUGAUGGCACCGCGAGCGCGUGCGCAUCCAGCGGGCGGACUCGGCCGCAGCCGGUGGUGUUGCCUUGUUGCACAGUUGUACAUAUUUACACAUUAUUUUGACUCUUUGUUCGCUAUUUAUAAUUAAUUUAAGUUCCGUUGUGUUACGCGCGCCGGGGGCUCGUGACUGACAUGUCCGAAUAUAUCUCAGUGUUACAUGUGACGUUUUAUGGAUAUGCGCGCCUUGUUUUUACCUGUAAAUGAUUCGUGACGCUCAGAGACUCGCACAGUGUGAACACACACCCAGAGCCGUGGGAGCAAGAUGUGAAGGUUUCUGUCAUUUCAUUUUACAAAAAUAUGAAAAGGUUAAUACAAACAAUUAUAGGCUGCAUUAAAAUGUAACUGAACAUCA
This is a messenger RNA of Betta splendens (Siamese fighting fish), 1272 nucleotides long. It is a transcript of the gene gsc, whose product is annotated as goosecoid. The record is from RefSeq and is a predicted model, not a curated record. The coding region runs from base 161 to 886 and encodes 241 amino acids. Gene Ontology annotation, biological process: regulation of transcription by RNA polymerase II. The transcript has 3 exons. Gene Ontology annotation, cellular component: nucleus. NCBI's taxonomy places the organism in Eukaryota, Metazoa, Chordata, Actinopteri, Anabantiformes, Osphronemidae. Gene Ontology annotation, molecular function: DNA-binding transcription factor activity, RNA polymerase II-specific; RNA polymerase II cis-regulatory region sequence-specific DNA binding.